CAGUGUCUCUUUGUAACUUGUUAAAACCCCUGGGUUUAUUUGGCUACAGUUCACAUUAACAAUGCAGAUGAAUGUGUAGGAUAAACCAUUCUCCUACAAGAUGAGUAACAGUCACCCACUCCGUCCUUACACAGCAGUAGGUGAAAUUGACCAUGUUCAUAUUCUGUCCGAUCAUGUUGGUGUUCUGAUGAAUGGGGAGGAGUACAGCGAUGUUACCUUUAUAGUGGAAAAGAAACGUUUUCCUGCACACAGAGUGAUUCUGGCAGCGAGAUGCCAGUAUUUCAGAGCAUUGUUAUAUGGUGGAAUGCGUGAAUCUCAGCCUGAAGCAGAAAUCCCUCUCCAAGAUACCACUGCAGAGGCCUUUACAAUGUUGUUAAAAUAUAUUUACACAGGCCGUGCAACAUUAAGAGAUGAGAAGGAGGAGGUCCUUUUAGAUUUCUUGAGUUUGGCACAUAAAUAUGGAUUCCCAGAACUGGAGGAUUCUACCUCUGAGUAUCUUUGCACCAUCCUAAACAUUCAGAAUGUUUGCAUGACCUACGAUGUUGCUAGUCUCUACUUGCUUCCCAAGCUGACAUGUAUGUGCUACAUGUUUAUGGAUAGGAAUGCUCAAGAGGUGCUCUCCAGUGAAGGUUUUCUGUCGCUUUCUAAGCCAGCUCUUCUCAGCAUUGUACUGAGGGAUUCAUUUGCAGCUCCUGAGAAGGAUAUUUUCCAAGCCUUGAUGAACUGGUGUAAACACAACCCCAAGGAAAAUCAUGCUGAAAUUAUGCAGGCAGUGCGCUUGCCACUGAUGAGUUUGACAGAGCUUUUAAACGUUGUAAGGCCUUCUGGAUUGCUAUCGCCUGAUGCCAUUUUGGAUGCCAUUAAAAUUCGAUCGGAAAGUCGAGACAUGGACCUCAACUAUAGGGGCAUGUUAAUACCAGGUGAAAACAUUGCCACUAUGAAAUAUGGAGCCCAAGUGGUUAAAGGGGAAUUGAAAUCUGCUUUGUUAGAUGGAGAUACGCAGAACUAUGAUUUGGAUCAUGGAUUUUCCCGACAUCCCAUUGAUGAUGACUGCCGGUCUGGUAUUGAAAUUAAAUUGGGUCAGCCAUCAAUAAUCAACCAUAUACGAAUACUACUAUGGGAUCGUGAUAGUAGGUCUUACUCCUAUUAUAUUGAGGUAUCCAUGGAUGAGCUAGACUGGAUUCGUGUAAUCGAUCACUCCAAAUACCUCUGUCGAUCUUGGCAAAAGCUGUAUUUUCCUGCCCGUGUUUGCAGGUAUAUCAGAAUAGUUGGAACGCACAACACAGUAAACAAAGUUUUCCACAUCGUGGCUUUUGAAUGCAUGUUCACCAACAAAACCUUUACUCUUGAGAAAGGCCUGAUAGUUCCCGCUGAGAAUGUUGCAACCGUUGCAGACUGUGCCAGCGUGAUUGAGGGUGUAAGCCGUAGUCGCAAUGCUUUGUUGAAUGGAGACACAAAGAAUUACGACUGGGAUUCUGGGUAUACGUGCCAUCAGCUAGGCAGUGGUGCUAUCGUAGUACAGCUGGCACAGCCUUACAUGAUUGGGUCAAUUCGGUUACUUCUCUGGGAUUGUGAUGACAGGAGCUACAGCUAUUACAUUGAAGUUUCUACAAACCAGCAGCAAUGGACCAUGGUGGCUGACAGAACAAAAGUUUCCUGCAAAUCUUGGCAAGUAAUAACUUUGGACAGACAAGCAGCGUCUUUUAUCAGAAUUGUUGGAACUCACAACACGGCUAAUGAGGUGUUUCAUUGUGUGCAUUUUGAGUGUCCAGCCCAAACAGCUGCCCACAAAGAUGAGGCUGGUGAGGAAGAUGUCAGCAUAGGCGGACAGCAGCUGGCAUCUCGCACUCCACGAGCUUCAAGCACCAGCUCUGUGCACUCCCUCCCAGGAUCUACUUCACACUCAUAAGCUCGACCACCAUACAAGAGAAUGGAGAAGAUCAUUUGCAACCCCAGUGCUAUGAUAAAAUUGUUCACCAUCUUCUUGUGAAGGCACGUCUUCGUUCUCUGAAUGGACAGAGGGGACCAUACCUGGCAGCUGGAGAUAUUCAGAUGGAAAAAAGGCUGCCCUAAGACACAGUGGGCUGCUUCACACUUUCCAUUUUGUUAAAAUCAGGGGAGAAAAUAGCUUUCGGUUUUCAUCAAGUCUCCUAUUUACACCUUACCUCUUUAAACAAACCAAAUCAGGUUGAGCUGAAGGAAAUUAAAAAGCCAAGCCAAACUGUAAUAUAAAGAUGCCAUGUGAACAGUACGGAAAAGACAUAAUUAUAUGUGCCUGCAGAAGGCACCUGCUAGGAAAUGGAUCUUCCCCAUGAAUGUUUAUGAAAAUAUUCUAUGGAAACCAAUAUUUUUAUUUAAUUUAUUCUUAAUUCAUAUUUCUUUAUUAGUUGUAAGCCAUUUUCGAACUCCGUGUGUAUAUAUUUCCAUUUUUUGUUGAACCCAUUGCUUAUCAUGUUAUAUCAGAUAGAUCUUCUUGGUACAGGCAGGCAUGUGAUAAUCUCACUCCAUUAUUCUAUUUGACAAGGAAACUCCUUAAGGUGGUCAUGCAUAAAACAAUUCAGUCCAAGAAUGCUGUAUUGGAAUUCUGACUACUUCACACAAGUAACAAAAUUGACACUUUUUACUUCUGUGCAAAACUGGUUGGGUUGUUCUUAUCCGGAGAAACAAGUAUUGCCCUUUUAACAAUUAUGCGACUGAACCCUAAUGAUUAAGAACUAUAGAUAUCCAACAUUUCAGCUAAAUUUGGUAUUGAUCAGAGAUGGGAGAGCUAUGCUGGCAAUUUAAUUCUAAAACAUUUGCUUUUUUAAAAAUAGAUCAUAUUAUUCCAUUAGGAAUUUAAAGAAAACUCUUCUGAGAAGCUUUUCACAUCACCUCCAUGAAUUCGGUUUGAUUUUUAUAGUUAGAUUUGGUUUGUGUUUUAAGAAAUUUACAUCCUAGCAGCAGCUAUCCUUUGUAUAAUCAGAUUAUUGGAUUAAUUAUUCUGAUUGUGUUCACAUGCAGCAUUCCCCACAUUCACUUGUUUCAUGUCCUGCUGGAUUAGCCAGAGUAAAGGGGGCUACGCAUUUACACACAAAAUAUUGAUGCCAUUCACCCUUCUAAUUAUGAAAAACAUGCAUUUGCCACGGUAUGUGAAAAAUAUUAUUGUCAACUUGUUGUUUUUUAAAAAAUUGGUGUAAAACAGUUUGGUGCAAAUUGUUUGUUUUGCCUAUGGUAUCCUAUAAAUAGCAUUGUUAUCA
Molecule: messenger RNA, 3236 nt
Organism: Elgaria multicarinata webbii
Lineage: Eukaryota; Metazoa; Chordata; Lepidosauria; Squamata; Anguidae
Gene: BTBD9
Product: BTB domain containing 9
Exons: 11
Coding region: 101-1909 (602 amino acids)
Biological process (GO): adult locomotory behavior; modulation of chemical synaptic transmission; circadian behavior
Cellular component (GO): cytoplasm
Molecular function (GO): protein binding
Source: RefSeq, a predicted model, not a curated record